AUGACAACAUCUCAUAGACCACAGUUAGAGGCUAGAAGUGGUGCAAAAGUCUCGAGAUAUGUACCAACUUCAACUGAACAUGCUAGGUUACUUCCUGGUCACAAGAAAAUAAAAUAUAGAGACCAAAUAGCUGGUAAGAGUAAAGAUGAAGCAAAGUGUAAUAUUAACAAGAAUAUUAAGGACAAUGUUGGGUCUAUAGUUUUAGAGAAGAACUACUUAGAAAAUACAGAGUUACAAGAGUUAAAGAAAGUUCUUUCGAUUGAAGAUAAAGACACUCAAGAUAUUUCAGAUAAGAGUAAUAAUAGUAGUAGUGAUAUUAAUUAUAGUGAUGAUGAUGAGGAAGAUGAAAAGGAAAUAGAACAAUUACAAGAGGAACUAGCUCUCCUUAAACAAAAAAGGUUGGCAAAGGAGAAGAAGGAAGAACAGUGUCUGGAAGAUGAUAUCAAGGACGUUAAAGUACCCAUAUCACAAAUUAAAAAGAAAUCAUGGCGACAAGGCACGACCUUUUCUAGAGAUAAAAAUAAAGUCUCUAAAAAAUCAAACCAAUCAUCCACCAAUAAUUUAAAUACGAGUAAAACUUAUGUGAACAAUAUUACACAAUCUGUUUAUCAUAAAGAAUUUAUGAAGAAAUUUGUGAAGUGA
Messenger RNA from Arxiozyma heterogenica, 642 nucleotides. RefSeq names its product U2-type spliceosomal complex subunit CWC15 (gene CWC15). Gene Ontology annotation, molecular function: RNA binding. Gene Ontology annotation, biological process: mRNA cis splicing, via spliceosome. Gene Ontology annotation, cellular component: catalytic step 2 spliceosome. The transcript has a single exon. The coding region runs from base 1 to 642 and encodes 213 amino acids. NCBI's taxonomy places the organism in Eukaryota, Fungi, Ascomycota, Saccharomycetes, Saccharomycetales, Saccharomycetaceae. The record is from RefSeq and is a predicted model, not a curated record.